Molecule: messenger RNA, 4243 nt
Organism: Zophobas morio
Lineage: Eukaryota; Metazoa; Arthropoda; Insecta; Coleoptera; Tenebrionidae
Gene: lqfR
Product: liquid facets-Related
Exons: 5
Coding region: 229-4230 (1333 amino acids)
Biological process (GO): endocytosis
Cellular component (GO): plasma membrane; endosome; clathrin vesicle coat
Molecular function (GO): phospholipid binding; clathrin binding
Source: RefSeq, a predicted model, not a curated record
UGAUUUGUUUAAUAUUGUGGUUUCUUAUUAAUUGAAUUUGUAACUAGACGUAUUGCGUGUUAGGGUUUUUGGCGGAAGUUGGCAGUCCGAUGGUGUGUCACAUUCGUGGAAAGUAUGGCUGAAUGAUCGCCAAGUCAUCUUUAGCCAAAAAUUGAGAUAAUCCGGGUGAUAAAAGCAAAGAAACACACACCAUAGUUCUGUAUUAGUGAAGAUCUCAUUUAAAACAAAAUGGAUAAUUUAUUUAGUAUGUGGAAAGUGCGAGAACUCGCAGAUAAAGUCACAAACGUGGUGAUGAAUUAUACCGAAAUUGAGGCCAAAGUAAGGGAGGCCACAAAUGACGAACCUUGGGGCCCUACAGGGCAAAUGAUGCAAGAGUUGGCGCAUUCCACCUUUACUUAUGAACAUUUUCCCGAAGUUAUGUCCAUGUUGUGGAAGAGGAUGUUUCAAGACAAUAAACAACACUGGAGGAGAAUUUACAAGUCCUUACUACUUCUCAAUUACUUAAUCAAAAAUGGCUCUGAACGUGUUGUUACUUCAUCCAGAGAACAUAUUUAUGAUUUAAGGUCACUAGAGAAUUUUAGUUUCAUAGAUGACAUGGGCAAAGACCAGGGUGUUAAUAUUAGACAUAAAGUCAAAGAGCUUAUAGAAUUCAUACAAGACGACGACAGACUGCGAGAGGAGCGGAAAAAAGCCAAAAAAAACAAAGACAAAUACAUCGGAAUGAGCUCAGACAUGGUCAACAUGAGGAUAGGAAGUCACGAGCGGUGGGACGAGCGCCCCCGGGACUACGCCGACCGCGACUGGGAAGAGCCGGCGUCCGGCGCGAGUCGCUACCGCGACCGCACUUUCGAAGACGACUACGACCUGGACAAAGAGGACAGUGACACUGAGUCCACACGCAACAAUUCAAAUACGCGAAAAUACAAAGAUAACGAGCCGAGUCCCACCUACGCCGAUAAACGCGUCAGUAUCAAUAUCAAUUCCGCCAUAACGAAUUCGCCGAAAAAAGUCAACAAACCUCUAAAGAAGGUAGAUUUGGGUGCAGCUGCAAACUUCGGCAGAGAUGCUAGUCAGAGUCCGUUACCCCAAGCGGACGAUCUGUUGAACGACGAUUUCAAUCCUCGCGCCGACGAGGACGAAUCGAAGAAGCCGACGGAAUUCGGCGAUUUCGAGGCAGCUUUCGGCAGCAACCCGACGACGCAGAAAUCCGAAGACGACUUCGCCGAUUUCAGCUCGGCUUUUUCGCAGAAUCAGAACCCGCAGAACUUGCUGAAUCAAAAUCAGCAGAAUUUAUUUGCACCGCAGACGAGUCUGAUGGGAGAUGGGACGGCUGCGAAUCUCAUGGGGGUUCAAUCGGUGCCGUUUAUGGCCAAUAACGCGAAUAUGAUGGGGGUGGCAGCGAAGCCGCAACAGAAUAAUAGCAAUGAUUUGUUGGGCGAUUUGUCCGGGUUUAGCGGUUUGAGUAUACAGCCGCAAAGCGUACCAAAUAAUAAUCAAGGCCUCAUGGGGGCUGCCCCUAGUUUAUUGGAUGAAGAUACCGCAAAUCGGGAAGUGUUGUGUGCUCGUAAACCAAGAAAAAAUAUCGUCGAGAAACAAAUGCGAGACGCUAGCGCCGCCGCAAUGAAAACAUUGAACGCAAUCAAGAAAAUCUCAUCCCAAACCGACGUCGAGAACAUACUCAACAGUCUCGACGGAAUUAUACAAACACUGCCGACAUUAACCGUCCAAAAGUUACUAAAAAUCGAUGAAACCGAUCUCGGUAGUUUCGCCGAUCAGGAAUACAGGACACUCCUAGAAAACGUGACAUCGAAAUUCGACCACACUUUUCCUCUAAACGAAGGACGGAUUUACGAGGAGAUACGAAGACUGUUUUGUGUGGAAGAUCACAACUUUUUUGUUGUCGCGUGCGACGUGAUCGUCACGAAUUUAAAAACGAGAGAGUUAAACGUCGCGACGACGUUAAGUUUAUUAAUGGAAGCCGUUUUGAAAAGCGAAGGAUGUUUCGAUUUAGUGUUCCACAAUUUUUACUCGUUGCGACAAGAAAGCGAUUUCGAGAGAGAGGAAAGACAGACGCAGUGGGAAAGUCAAGUCAGAAUGUUGAUGUCCGUGCCGAAUCGAGUGUCCAACUCGCUUCAAGGACAAUUCAACGACUUUUUCAAAGCCGACGAAUAUUGCAAAUUUCUCGUUUUCACGAUUUUAAAAUUAAUAGAAUUAGCGACAGAUCUGUUACUACACGAAUCCGAACACGAAAUAUAUUUCGAUUACGGUCAGUUGAGUCUUCUGCUAAGCAAAACUUUGACGGACUUCCACGAACACCAGCAGUCGGAAGGCAUCAAAAGCUUCAUCAGAAUCGUAGCCGUUUUGACUAAUCAAAAAUCACAGAAGCAACACUUGUAUCAGAAACUGUUCUGGAAGGUGUUUGAAAGUAUGGAACGAGCAGCGGUGGAAAUUUUCGCGUUGAUGGUGUUAAAAAAUUUCGAUCCGACUCUUUUCUCGAUUAAAAAUUUCUUGGGGCGUGAAUUAGUAAAGAACGACAACUGGAAGUUUGUGUUUUGUACAAAGAUACCGCUGUUGUCGUGUUACGAAGACGACAAACUCGUAAAUAACUUGGUUGUUUAUUUAAGCGCUGCUUCCGACCACAGUUUGUUUACUUUACUCGUGAAUUUAGUGACUGUUUGGUCGGAUAAGUCCGCCCUAAAUCAUACGAGUGUGGAGCAACAUUUAUACAUCACAAAAAUGAUCGUUGUUAUCAUGAACAGUAUGAAGAAUAUUGGUUUCAGCGAGCACGAAGCGAGAACCAUUCAAGAGAAAAUGUACGCGGGAGUGUCCAUACAUUUAGAGAGUAACAUCCACGAGAUUCGAGCCUCGGGAAUGAAAGCGUCCGAGAUAGUUCUCAAUUUCUUGAAUUCGGAAAGCGACAAUCAAGCAGCUGCUCUUAAAUUCGACUAUUCCACAUUACCAGAAGGGUCUAAAUCGGUUGUCGAAAAACUGCAAACCCUGUAUGACAACGACAUGACGAUUUAUUUUACAAACAAAAUCAUCGACGACAACGUCGCCGAGUUAAUAUCGCUAUUGCUAGUAACGAGAGUUGAAAAUAUUCCAUAUACACCUCCCGAACAACUAAAAAAAUCACUCGAAGCACCGAACAACGUGAUCGUCGCUGAAUCCAUCCACAAAAACAACCUAAUCACGAUUAUCGACAGCACCGACUUUGAAUUAGACUCGGAUGACGAUUUAGAACCCUACGACGUAUCCAACGAUGUACAAAUUUCAAGAAAAGUCCCGAAGUACUUGCGCGACCUCAAAGACGGGUUACUCGAGACGCAAGAUUGCGAAGUUUUCACCCAAAGCGUCCAAGUUUGUCAAAACUUGAUCACGCAACAACUACCCGACGACGACGCGUCUUUGGGAAUUGAGCUUCUGCAAAUUUUGCUCGCUCUAGAACAGCGAUUUUUUGUUGACAAUUUCGAUGCUUGCGUUUUCCGCAGUUGUGUGGCGAUCGCUUGUAUUUAUCCAGCACAAAGUGCCGAGUUCUUGUGUCAGGAGUUUCAUGCAGACGUCGGUACGUACUCUAUAUCCCACAGGAUUCUAAUUUUGGACGUUUUGAGCGAAGCUGCUGAAACUUUGUCUAGUUUGAAACCGGAGAAAGAGACGAAGAGUAUUGUGGUGAAGAAAAAAAAGAGUCGCGAGUUGGAGAGUGCAGAGGAGGUUAUAAGAAAGAGACUCGAGGCGAAAACGAGAUACUUUCAUUCACAUAAGUCGUUCAGAGUGGAACAACUUAACAAGUUUGCGCAUGUCGCGAGUUAUUUUUUCUUUCCGUUGUUGUAUGGGUACGGUAGGAAUAAAAUGAUUUCGCAGAUGCCUCAAGACAACGAUUUUAUUUUGUUGGUACAUUUUAUAAGGGCGUUGACUAUUGUGUUGUGUAGUGCGCAGAAUUGUCCCGCUGAACCACGCAUGGCGAAGGAAAUUCUUCACUUUUCGUGGUAUUUGCGUUUCCAUAAGGACGUUAAGGUUAGAAUGUCGGUUAUCAGUUUAAUAGGUGCCGCUGUAUUGAAUACACCUAACGCAAUUUUGGUUUCUGAUUUUAUAGACGAACUUUUAGAGUUUAGACUUUGGUUAGGCGACCUGUUGAGUCUUAAUGUUGCUAGAGGUGAACCUAACGUAGAGUGUAGGACUUUGGCCGCUAGUGCGAUGUGUAUUAUCGAUAGCGUGUUAAAAGUUGAUGAAUAAAUCGUAAAAAUGA